Soboliphyme baturini is the source of this 1305-nucleotide messenger RNA. Lineage: Eukaryota; Metazoa; Nematoda; Enoplea; Dioctophymatida; Soboliphymatidae. The record is from the annotation of a GenBank genome assembly.
UUGAGCAUUUCAGAUGAACCUAGCACACUGAAGUGUGUGUCUUCAUCGUCUUCGUCUUCCUACAAAAGUGACUCUUUUAAAGACAUUCAGAACUCUUUUCCCUCAACGUCUGUGCUUUCCACGUUGACCUUCCCGUCGUCGAACGGUAGUUCGUCGCCGGAUUCAGCACGAAUAGUAGCUGCUACGAGUCCGGCCUCAACGACUGAGGCGCCUGCACUGGCUAUUGUGAAUAAAGAGGAACGCACGCCAUCGCCUGCAUCGUCGUCCUCGGCGGGAAGCGUGUUUCGUUGCGAGUCUCGUGCAAGCUCCAGCAAUGACGGCGAGAUGUUCCGUGUCACUCAGUUGUUCGGACUUGACACACUGCAGGCAACUUAUAUGGAUGUGGCCGUGCUGCGCUGCCUGUUCAUGCGCCACUGGUCGGAGGAAGGCAUCUUCUGGGGACUGAACUACUUUUGCAAACGGCUAUCUGCCAUUUACAGCAAAAUGUCAGUGACGAUCGGUUCUACCUCGUUUAUCCUCAUGAAUGGCGACCUAAAUCUGGAAAUGAUCCUGCGAUCAGUUACAGACGUGUCCAAUCAGCCGAUCAGUUUCCGGGUGUGCGAGGCGUUGCUACUUGUCAUUGACCUUCUGAUGAAUAUGCGUAUUUUGAACAAGACCUGUGAAAGCUCUGAAUCAGCCAAAAACGUUAGACAGAAUUGCGUCACCCUGGAAAUGGCAGCUAAACUUCAGCAGAAACAGGCAGCCAACGCUAGUUCAUGCUUGACAGGCGGGAUUGAGGCGAAAGAGAGCGAGACACAAGUAAAGCGCGAAAAUGAACAGUUCAAUUGGAUUCUGAACGCCGUCGUCAGAAUCUUUAUCAUACUGGGCUGCCAGGAAGGAUGUUCAGAAGAAGUGCACAGUGUGCAGAGUGACCUGCUGCGAAGUAAACUGCGCAACUGCCUGAUAAAGUUAGAAAAAUUUAAUAAAAGGUUAUUCGUCAACGGACUGAACGACUUCGUGGAAAACCAUGAGAUAACAAAACUGGUAGAUUUUGUUCACGCACUAACUGGAUAUUGUGCCUUCGCUAACCAGGCUAAAUCGAAUUCGCGGGCAAUGCAGGAAACUAAAAUUAAAAAUGGCAAGACGACGAAGCCGACCUACAAGAAUCGAUUCAUGGAAUCGGAAAAGGGCAUCGAAGGUUCGGUCAUUGCCGUCAUCAUGAAACCACUGAUCAGCAAGCUGGCAUGCCAUCUCGACGAUCUGAAACAGCCCGAGAACAUGGUAGUAUGCUUUGCCGUCGCUUUAACGUCCAACAGUAUUUGUUGA